Messenger RNA from Brachypodium distachyon (stiff brome), 2506 nucleotides. RefSeq lists its product as uncharacterized. NCBI's taxonomy places the organism in Eukaryota, Viridiplantae, Streptophyta, Magnoliopsida, Poales, Poaceae. The transcript is spliced from 8 exons. Bases 260 to 979 code for a protein of 239 amino acids. The record is from RefSeq and is a predicted model, not a curated record.
CGAGCUAGCGCCGCCACCCCUCCCUCCCCAUCCCACUGCCGAGCGCCCCAGCUCCGUCGUUCGUCUUCCUCCUCGCGCAAGCGCCCGCCACCAGGCCGCGUUGGAGAACCGUCCGCCUGGAAGAUCAACUGAGAACAACACCAGUGAAGCAGCCUCCUCGCCGCAUCAGGCUCUCACUGUCGGACAGCAUCAGCAGCUGCGUGCACAGACGCUUGUUCGCGCAGAUCUCGUGAAUGGAAACCCACCAAAAGAGGAAUACAUGGUUUGGGCUUUUGGACAGCCAGCAAAAGGUCAGAAACACGUAUGGGAAGACGCCUGGCGUGCUGCUGUUGACAGAUGUCAGCACCAAAUGUCACCAAGUAAUGGCUUGGAGACACCUAAUAGUUGUCGGAUUGAUAGUUGUGCGACUGAACAAUGCAGUAAGGAUACUGCUGUGUGCAAGACCACCUUCUCAGAACCACACAGCAGGAAAAAUAGCCCAAAUUCUCUGCAGUAUGACCGCGGCCAGGAAGCGAGUCAAGUAGGAGGUUGCGAACAUGCACGGAAGGACAUUCCGUGUGCUGCCGUGGACAGAUUACCAAAUCUAACGUUGCCAAUGGCUGGCUUGGAGACACCUGCUAUUUCUCGGAUCAAUAAUUGCAUGAUUGAACAAGGUAGGAAGGAUACUGCUGUGUGCAAGACCAUGGUUUCAGAACCACGGACCAGUUCUUUAUCCAAGAAAAAGACUGGAAAGAAGAUCAAAGACAUUCAGAAAUCUUGUCCAAACUCUCCUUGUGAUGGGAAUGAAGAUGGAGCAAAGCAAUCUUCGAAGAAGAAUAUCACAGGGAAUGAUUUGGAGCAAAGCGAUCUUCGAAGAAGAAUAUCACAGGGAAUGAAGAUGGAGGAAAGCGACCUUCAAAGAAGAAUAUCACUGGGAGUACUGUUAUUGGAACUUCACAUGUGCACUGCUCAGAUGAUGGUUUCAGUGGCUUGCGGUUGAGUGCUCGGGAUAAACAUAUCAACAGUUUGGUUGAGGACUGGACGGAACAAGAACUAUGUAUCAUAUGUGGUAAAGAUGGCCAGCUGCAGAAAUGUAGCACCUGCUUCUUAGGCAUUCAUCUUAGCUGCUUUGCUCCUCAGUGAGAUUCAGUGACCGUGGGGGUUGCCCUAUUUGCUUCGACAAUAAAGCCACUGAAGCAUUAGAAAAGGCUCAGAAAACACAGAAUGAAGCUAGAAAGAACCUAUCUGCUUUCUGCGCACAGCUAUUAGCAAAGCGACACAGUGAGCAAUCUACUAAAAGGCAGCAAAGAGCUGCUAACAGCGCUGUUGAUUUGAAUGGUUGUGGUACAUCUAGAAGGAAGCCAAACCAGCAGUCCGGAGCAGCUAACAUAUCUCGUAAACAUGACGGGCUUGGUCAGCAGAAAACAACUGUUACAAGUGAUGCCUUUCCUGAGGAGGUAGCCACUGAAAAGACAACCUUUUGUCCGAAUUCUGAAAAUGCAGAAGCCCAUGAAGAAAAUAGCAAUAGCAAUUCAUCUCAGUAUAGAUGCAAUCCCAUUGCAAAUAUAAUAUUGGGGCUGACAGAGAGAACAGUCUUAUGAAUUCUCACAAUUGUGAAAUUUCUGGUGAAAGAGGAGCUACAUCUGGGCGAAACAUGGGCCGCCGGAAAGUAAGAUUUGAAGAAAAGGAGACAGUGGUAUCAAAUAGCUAUAAAAAAGCAUUCGGGUGCCAGGAUCAGCUCAUGCCUUCUCCAUCAAGCAGACGAUGCCAUGCACAUCCACCAGAGAAAGCAUUGGGGUGCCAGGAUCAGUUCAUGCAUUCUCCAUCAAGUAGAAGACACUAUGCAUAUCCACCAGAGCAUUGCUCCAAUCUUCGUACACCAGCUAGAAGUGACAUUGCAUCAUCAGGUAGAAGAUCUUUUGCAUCAACUGCAAGGCGCGCAAGGGUCAUUUGGACGGAAGCAGAAGAGGCGGCUCUGCAUAAGAUACGAAAUUUCAUUACUAGUGCUGAACCAUCUUUGUGCUGAGCUGAUUCGCGUUUCAAUUCCCUAGAUUGUGUUGUGUAUGUAGUUGCGUCGUCCUCUCUUACGCUAUCUUUCACUGGUCCGUCUGGUUCAGGAAGCAGUGGCGAAAUUCGCCCCAAAAGAUAAGCGGCAGAUUUCUUGGAUUCAGAUACAUGAUUAUGGCAGGGAUGUUUUUCACCAGGUGCGACGCCCACAGGACUUGAUGCGGAAAUGGGACUACAUGAGAAAGAGUGAGGCUCUGAAAAAAGCAGGGUUUAGGGUUUAAGGGUCGGAAAUGCUUGCAUCUGAACAACUGUAGUUGCUGGUUGUGGUUUCCCUUCUUUUGUUUGAUCUCAUGUCCAGUGGUUUCCUUUUAUGAAAGGGGAGAAUGCAUGCCAAUGGGCGUGACAUUUGAGUGGAGUCACCGUGUUCUGUUUUGCUGGCAAUCACUGUAAUCCUAUCUCUGUUGUCUGCUGUAUAUAUAUUGAUGAUGUCUACCUCCGUUUGGAAGUAAGAAACAAUGAU